Terrapene triunguis (Three-toed box turtle) is the source of this 1074-nucleotide messenger RNA. RefSeq names its product protein kinase cGMP-dependent 2 (gene PRKG2). NCBI's taxonomy places the organism in Eukaryota, Metazoa, Chordata, Testudines, Emydidae. The record is from RefSeq and is a predicted model, not a curated record.
AUGGGAAACGGCUCAAUGAAACCCAAGCAACUGAAGUGGGCAGAUAGACAUGCAGCAAACGUCUCCAUCAGUUCUUCUGGCAACAGCAAGUUGUUGGAAGAGCCAGCGUUGGGCGUCCACGCAACAGGGAGAGCUGAUGUUCUUAGAAGUAAGAUUCUGGAGCUGAGAAGAAAAGAGGAAGAGUUGUGAGAGAGCAGAUGUCGCAUCGCAGAGCUCCAGGAGCAGCUGGAUAAGCAAACCAAAGCCAUUGCUAACCUCACCAAGAAACUUCACAGCAAGUGUCCCCAGAUGAACAAGCUGUUAACACCCGGGCAAGGAACUCCCUCCCUUCAUCAUAAAGUGGUUGUUAGGAUCAGCCAAGCUGUCUCGGACUUGUUCUCUGUUAACAGGAGAGAUGCUAAGGAAGGCAUAUCUGCAAAGCCAAAGACCAGGACGUAGGAUCUGAGCAAACAGCCCAAAUUUUCCUUUCAAAAUGCAAGACUCCAGGAAAUCAUCACCCAGAAAAUCCUAUUCUCCUAUGGACCAGGUUCUCAGCUGGUGUACAUUGAAGUCAGAGGAGCUCGACUGAUUGAGAAAAAGCUCAUCACAGAUGCCCUGAAGAAGAGAUUGUACCCUCAGCAGAUCCAAGAUACAGUGGAAUAUUAUGGGAGAACAAACCAGCAGGGUAGCUAACUCAAACAAGGAGACCCAGGCAACCAUAUUUCUGUGUUGGCAGAGGGCAGGGUGGAGGUCUUCCAGCAGAACAAGCUACUGCCAUCAAUCCCUGAGUGGACAACGUUUGGUGAACUAGCCAUUUUAUAUAACUGCACAAGGACAGCUUCUGUGAAAGCCAUCACCAAGGUCAAGACAUGGGCAUUGGACAGAGAGGUGUUCCAGAACAUCAUGAGAAUGACAGUAUUGGGCUUGAAAGUCUUCACGUAUGAUGCAGGGGAGAAUAAUUCCCUCAAUGGAAGGACUCACAAGGUGAAAUGCUAUGACCUGUGUUAUGCAGGAGUUCAUAGCGAUGAUGUCAGGUCAGCAAACAUAAUUGCAGAGGAAAAUGAUGUGCCGUGCCUUGUUAUAGAUAGUGAGUAA